AUGACCCGCAGGUCGUCGGCAUCCCGCCGGGACGCCUCUCGCCGGCCCUCUCCGCCCGAGUCCGAGAGCGCCCGGAGGCCUCCCCAUCACUGCCACACCCACCGCCACCGCCACCGCCACCACGGCGACGAUGCCCACGACAGCCGGGCCGACCUCCAGUACACCUCCAUGACCGGUGACUACUUCCCGGAGGCCCGACGCGGCCCCGGCAGCUUCGACGCCUCCCCCGACUACCCAGCCAGCGUCGACCUCGACCGCGACCUGGCCUACGGCCGCCCACAGGACGCCACCGCCCGCCUCGCCACCGCGGCCAGGCCGCGGCCGCACACAAACUUCUACGUCGAGCACGACUACGGCAGCGCGGCAGCGGCGCCGCAGCCGCCGCGGCUGACGCGCGCCGUCCUGGCCGCGCUGGACGAGCGGGCCGCGCCGCCCGGGGGCUACGCGGCGCAGGCGUACGGGGCCGGGGGCGGCGGGUGGCGCAGGCUGCGCGGCGCGCGGGACGACGGCGACGACUGGAGCACGGGGCGGCUGCCGUCGCGGAGCCGGACGUCGACGCCCAGCAGCAGCGGGUCGUGGACGCUGGUCGGCGCGCCGCCGCCGCCCUCGGCCGACGGCGUGCGCUGGGCCGGCGUGCAGUUCGCCGGGCGCCUCGACGCCGCCGCGGCCGCCGCGCCGGCGAGGAGCAUCCCCGACGAGGAUAUGCGGGACCCCGAACGAGGGGAGAGGGACGCGGAGAGAAGGAGGGGCUAUCACGACGGCGCCGACGGGAGAGACGGACGUGGUCGGUGGUCGUAGAGGGCCCGCUGGCGCCUUUCGGAGUGGCGCUUUGCGCAGCGAGGGAAAUACCCCCCUGGGUGGGUCGGCCUGAGGGCUCUUAGACUGUCGCGACGUGCGGGCUGCCUGUCUUAGCCGGAGCUCAUACUGUCGUCGGAUUCGUAUCGUAGAAUGUUUCCUCUGGCCGGGUCCGAAGUCGCAAAAGGAGCAGUAGACGCGAACAUGGGCGGAAGGAUUUGCUUGAAAAUUGGUCGGGUUCUUUGUCGGGGUUGGGCAAUAGACGGGGGGCGCUACCUAUGUUAUAGAAUCAAUACCUUCUUUGCUAGUUAGUGGGUGUAAUAGUCAAUUUGCCUCCUCUUCGUUCGUGCUGGGCGUGGUGCGACAGCAGCCCCCUUUACCGUUCCCGAUCUGCGAGCACGGCGACGGAGUGCCGCCGCCACGUCCCCCUACCUACUUUGCCAGUAGCCUUCGGCCCAGCUGGUCGGCCUCGUCUCCCUC
This is a messenger RNA of Durotheca rogersii, 1275 nucleotides long. RefSeq lists its product as uncharacterized. The transcript has a single exon. The record is from RefSeq and is a predicted model, not a curated record. The coding region runs from base 1 to 798 and encodes 265 amino acids. Lineage: Eukaryota; Fungi; Ascomycota; Sordariomycetes; Xylariales; Xylariaceae.